Messenger RNA from Chironomus riparius, 331 nucleotides. NCBI's taxonomy places the organism in Eukaryota, Metazoa, Arthropoda, Insecta, Diptera, Chironomidae. The record is from the annotation of a GenBank genome assembly.
GGAACAUCACUUACCAGGUAUCAGAAAGGCACAAAAUUUUGCCAAAAAUUAUAAUUCUUCAUUUUGAGAAGCUUAAUUAAAGUAUUCGGAUAUAUUUCAAGAUGAAUAGAAUUCCAGUAGGCAAGAGACACGUAGAACUCGCCACAAAAUGGGUUGGUAGUUUGGCAACAUUUGGAACCGCUGGAGGCUUGACUCUUCUGUACUUCACAGACUGGAAACUUUUCCUCCAAUUUUUGCCAAUCUACAAUGGAAAAUUCAAGACAGAAGAGUAAAUUUAAAAUGUUCGAAGUAGACGAAAGGAUUCAAAUAAAAUUAUUAAUGAUAUCAACAU